This is a messenger RNA of Geodia barretti, 519 nucleotides long. Lineage: Eukaryota; Metazoa; Porifera; Demospongiae; Tetractinellida; Geodiidae. The record is from the annotation of a GenBank genome assembly.
AUGACUCAACACGAGGAAGGCCUGCUCAGUCCCGAACUGGUAAUGGCCGAAAUGAAAAAGAACGGGGUCACCCAUGUAGUGUGGCUGCCGGACAGCGAAACCAACUUCUUGUACCUGUUGAUGGAGGCAGACCCUGACUUGGACCUGAUUCCAGUCAGCCGGGAAGGGCAGGCCUUUUCCACCGCCGCCGGCCUGACCGUGGGCGGCAAGAAACCGGUAAUCCUCAUCCAGAACACGGGAAUGAUGGAGUCUGGUGACUCCCUGCGUGGUUGGGGCCUGAGCCUUAACAUUCCGGUGGUAAUGAUGGUGGGCUACCGGGGCUGGACCCGUCAUGGCGUGAACACCGACACGGCCGCUACCUACACCGAGCGGUUCCUGAACGCCUUUGGCAUCAACUACUACCUGGUGGAGAACGGUGACGACGCCCCGCGUAUCUCCGUAGCCUUCGAGGAGGCGUCACGCACCCGCCGCCCGGUGGCAGUGCUGGUGGGCGACGAGUACCACGGCUUUAAUAGAUAG